AUGUUUAAACAUGCUGGCACCUCAGAAAACAAAGCCUUGAUCGAAGUCAAUAUCCAUCAACUCAAUAUCAAUAUAUCAGUUCCAAACUGUGAAGUUAUGAUAGUGUUCCAAAGAGGAGACAGAAAAGCUCAAACACAACCAGUCUCAUUGGUAAACAAAUGUGCCAGAAUCGAGCAAAUCCUGAGGAUCCCUGCCACUCUCUAUUAUGAUGUCAAACAGAAGGAAUACCAAAAGAAAAUGGGCACCUUGAUUGUCCUCGUCAAAUAUGAAAAGGGAAUGAAAAAUGCAGGUCAAAUCGAUAUUGAUUUCUCCUCCUACCUAAAUUAGAAAAAGGGCAAAAUCGAUGAGAUCUCACCCCUUGCUAAAUGUCCUGACUCUAAUGCAACCCUUUCAUAUACGAUCAACUUCUUGAGUCAAGAAUAGAGAUCCAAGACUCCUGAAGCCAACAUCAAUAAUAGUAUUCUAAUCUCUAAACACAGUUAGGGAAGAUCAAUCCAAGGCCCAAAUUACCUAAUUGGACUUGUAAAACAAGCAGUUGAAGGAGGACAAUAUUCGAUUACAAGAUGAAGUCGAUCAAUUGAAAGCUUAAAAUAAAUAAUAAUAGAUCUACAUACAAUAACUAUAAAAUUAAAUCAAAUAAACUCAGGAGGGAUUACUAAAACAGAAUACUUCGAAACCCAAUUAUGAAACACCAACUGCGUAACCUGAAGAAUGCCAGAAGUGCUAUGAAUUUCAAUUAGAAUUAGGUAUGUAUUAUCGUAUUUACAUCUAAGAGUUAUUAAAAAAAUAAAAAUCCGCUAAGUAGCUUCCCUGUGAGAAAUGUGCAAAUUUAGAGCUGUAAAUCGAAUCACUCAAAAAGCAAUAUUCCCAAGGGUCAAAGAAGGAGAGUUCUGAUUAAAAAGUUGAAUUGUUAAAUGAAGCCAACACUCAUUUAAAAGAGCAAUUGUAUGAGCUUGAACAACAGGCUGCCAAAAUAAGAAAGGAAAAUCAGGAUCUCAAAAACAAACUAAAUAUUUAAAACCAAUAAUUAAUAGACUGCAGAGAGAGAAUAUAAGAGUUAGAAAAUAAUGAUGAAGAUGAUAAACGCAUUGCAGAAUACUAAAAACUAAUAGAAAAAUCAAAUGAUGAUCUGUUGGAAAUCUAAUAAAAAUUGUUCUCAUUUUAAACUGAAUGUGAUUAGCUCCAAAGAGAAAAGAAUGAAUACGAGCAAUAGCUUGAGAUUUUGUCUAAAAAAUAUGAUUCUUUAGGUAAUACGUUAUUAAAUAAUAUAUAGAAUUAUAACUAUUCUAAUAAAAAUAAAGAUAUGCUAAUGCGAUGCAUGCAUUCCUUAGUUUGGGUGAUACAAAUGCAAUUGAAGUGCUUGAACAGUUUAGUGGCGAUUGA
This is a messenger RNA of Paramecium octaurelia, 1383 nucleotides long. The record is from the annotation of a GenBank genome assembly. Lineage: Eukaryota; Ciliophora; Oligohymenophorea; Peniculida; Parameciidae.